Messenger RNA from Lycium barbarum (goji berry), 776 nucleotides. Its product is annotated as zinc finger BED domain-containing protein RICESLEEPER 2-like. The record is from RefSeq and is a predicted model, not a curated record. Bases 100 to 498 code for a protein of 132 amino acids. Gene Ontology annotation, molecular function: protein dimerization activity. The transcript is spliced from 2 exons. NCBI's taxonomy places the organism in Eukaryota, Viridiplantae, Streptophyta, Magnoliopsida, Solanales, Solanaceae.
CUCACUUCAUCUUUAUCUAGCUCUUCAUUUGAAACUUCUAGUUCACUGCCUUCAAGUUCAGGUAGUACUAUCCACUCUAUACGAUCUUUAGAGUCAUUCAUGGAUGAUCUAAUGAAACAUAAAGCUAGAAAUGGAGCAGCGGAUUCUAAAACAGAAUUGGAAAAAUAUCUUAGUGAAGAAAAUGAAGUUGAAUGGCCUAACUUUAAGAUCUUGUCUUGGUGGAAAAUAAACUCACCUAGAUUUCCUGUUCUUGCUGAGAUGCCUCGGGAUGUGUUAGCUAUUCCUAUUUCAAGUGUGGCAUCCAAGUGUGCAUUUAGUACCGGAGGACGUAUUUUGAAUUCAUUUAGGAGUUCAUUGAUUCCUAAAUUGGUACAAGCUCUAGUGUGCCUUCAAGAUUGGAUUCGGAGUGAAAAACUACCAGAUAGUGUUGAAGAAGAUCUAGAUAACCUCGAGCAACUUGAACAAGAUUUGGCCAACACUAGCAUUCUUGAUGAUUGACAUGGAACGGUGGAGUUGGAACUCUUCAUUUUUGCACUUGGAUUUGGUAGGCAGUCCUAUUUAGAUCAUAUCUGCAAUAAUCUUUCCUUUUUAUUUCUCACACACUCAAUUAUAUUUGUAAAAUAGGAACCAAAACACUGUGUUCUGCUUUGGAAGCAUUUUAUAUCUCAUUUAGGUGUUUAAUUUUGUGCAUCUCUAGUUAUGUCUUAACUUUGACAAGGUACUCAAGAAUAUAAAAUAGUCUUAUGGCUUUUAGUACCAAUAUGUAUCAAGCAAAA